AAAAGAUACUUUCGGCAUCCAAUGGCCAGCCCAUUUCUUCUUGUGGCAUUGCUGUUGUUUACUACAUAAUAUAGAUAGACAGAUAACAUAUUAUCCACAACAUGAAGUCCCUGUCGCUACCCAUCACGACCAUUCUCGUGGUUGCCGUCCUCGCUGUUCUGUGGCAAGUCCUUCUCAAGUUCCAUGUAUCCGAAUGGCAAGACUCCAAGGAUCCACGGGUAGCCGCCGUCAGUGCUACCUUUCAGGAAUUGCUUCACGACGACGACAACAAAAACAAUAAUGACUUGACGAUUGCCAACCGCGGCUCGUUUCAAUGGGAUAUGGCCACCUUUGUCUGGAAUCGAUUUGCAGAGAACUUUGGCAGCAACUGGGCAUCGCCGUACAUGUACAAUGUGCUACCCUUUCUGGGUGGACUUCCCAGUCCCAUGUGGCGGUUACGGCAUCACGAGGCAGUCGUCUUAAUUGCCAACGAACCACCUCCCGUGGAUUACUUUUCCAUUACCACAUUCUGCUUAUUCUCCUGGAAACGGGGACUCUUCUUUGCCAGUUUGGGAGAUGCCAUUAAUGUUCUCAAUAUACACGAUAAUCAAAAACAUGAUGAUAUUACCCACAACAACAACAAUGAUAAUGACUUGUUCGCUCACGUCGUGGUAACCCAAUCCAGUCAACAUACCCUCCAACAAGUCCAACAAGCAUUACAAAAAAGUGGAGUUCCCAAACACGCCAUUCACGUGGCGAUCAUCCCUUCCGAGCUCGUUGACGACGACCAAUUCGCACUUUUUGAAGUCGUCAUGCGACUCUUUCGGUUCCACGACAAGGCUCAAGGAGAAGCCUACCUCCAAUCCAAUCAUCCUGUCUUUUACAUUCAAGGAAAACCACCACCACCAGAAUCCAAAAGUAGCCUUCUGCUGCCAAAGCCAACCUACAAGGAUCGAACACAUUCGAGCCAUGUGAACGAAGUAGCACUCUACGCCAAUGAAUUUGACCAAUACCAAGAGGCCGUCGUGUCACGCAUUCAAGGUGCUUUUGGUCCACCCAAAACACAAAUGAAAGUAGAGCCCGUUCCGUUUUCGCCCCUGUAUAUUCGAGGCUUGCAUUGUCUCGAACAAGGAGGUCAUUGCUUGGGUGAUUGUCCCGAUGCGGCCUAUUUUGGAUCCAAUAUUGAUCCAAACAAGGAAGACAUUCCAACUCUACAAUUGGCACAUUCCAAUGAAAUGCAUGUCAUUGCCAUGGUGGAUCACCGAAAGACCAAUACAUCCAUCUACAGCAAUUUGGCAUUGAUGAAGAGUCCACGCAAGCAAAUCAUACAAAAGUCACGUAUGGAUAUCAGAGGAACUCCCGUCGGGGUCAUGUCCAAUCGAGAGUUUUUUCCGCAAGACAAUAACAACAAUAACAAUCCACAGUCCCCCUUUUUGUCGUGGGCAUUUACGCGAAACCCAGAUCACUGCACGGCACUGAAAAACCUGGUGGAUGGCUGCACAGUUGUCUCGGAACAAGACGUCAAGCUCGAGGCUUACGUGGCCUACUGCGAACGAUUAUACUUGAAUCCUAUUACGGGCACGGGACCCGAUUGGAACAAGGUUUUACCGGCACGUCUCUAUCAUGUUCGCAACAUUCCCAUUGAGGGUGUCAUGGAGGCACGGCGCCAAGAAAAUGCUGCCUUGUUUGCCAAGUUGCGAUUGCCAUCUUCCACCAAUGUGCCGUUGAAGCUAUUUUCGGGAGAGGAGCCGCUCCGUUUCUUGCACAUUGUCAAGACGGGAGGAGAAGCCAUUGAGAAUUAUCUGUGGUCCAGGUCGGAUAUGGUGCCCAAAAUCCACUAUCGUGCUUGUUUUCAAUCCGCGUUGCGCAACAUCACAGGGACUGAGGCCAUUGCAGCUGCCGCCAAAACAUUCUCCUGCAAAAGCGUUGCCACAUUCAUCAGUACGCUACUCUGCGGCCUCAAUUGUGAAUGCUGUGCAGCUGACAUGCACGAAGAAGGCCGCUUUCAUGGGACCCUCCUACGAUCGCCCCGGUCUCAUACACUGUCGUUGUUUACACAUGGACACAAUGCACACCACACAUACUUGGCCCGCAUUGCAUCCGAUGUUCCACUCUAUCUGGCAGAGGGCCUCUUGGUUUACUCGGAAACAGCCUGUGGACAUUCCGGUACCGGGGGUGUCAAGGACUGGAAACAAGCGUUGGAGGCCAACCUAGAGGCAUCUCUGUCCUCUUGGCCACUUCGAGAACAAACCAGCAACGUUCAGACAGGUCCUAGUGGUGUUCAAGUGAUUUCACUGCGAAACACCCAAUCACACGCGUUGGCUUGUAGCAAGACCAGCAGGGGCAGUCUUGGGCAGCACUACCGAGUGGUGCCACCGCAGCCUGAUGGCAAUGACAAACACGAGCAAAGUUCUGCGGCCGUCGAUAUACUGGAGCCGGAUAUCGAACAAGCCCUACAAUCUUUGCAUCGUAUGGAAUGGGUGGGUAUUACGGACUUGUUUCAUCCUAGUCUGUGUCUCUUGCACUAUCAAGCCAAUCAGACACUUCCCCAGGCUUGUGAUUGCAACCAUAAGGAUCACUACACGAAGAAUCCAGCGACCAAACCUUUGCCAGAAGCUAUUUGGGUCGAAUAUCGCAACAAGAAACGAAAGAAGACUGACGUGCCGCAGCACUUAUGGGACAUGGUGGAUGACCACACUUCGAUCGAUUCGCAGGUUUAUGUCGCAGGUUUGCGCUUGCUUCUAGCGAGGUUGCAGCGGGUAGAGGAGCAAACUGGGGUGUCCAUAUUGGCCUGCAUAGAUUGGAUAACCUUGAAACGCAACACAGAGUACAUUCCGGGGUUGUGGGCAGGUGCAGAAUCUCUCCUGGUGCCUGAUGAACCAGAAGAAUCACAUUCGACAAGCGGGGACGAGGAAGGCGCGAACGCAGAAGAGUUAGUUGAAACUGAUGAAGGUCGGGUAAAUGAGAUCGCUCGAGAUGAAGCCAUGGAGACAGAAGGGCAUGAGGAAGUAGCCAACCAAGAGAAGGCUGGAGGUGAGCCACCACACGCAGACGAGGUAUUGGAUGCAGGCGAACAUGAUAUACAAGGCACCGAAUCAGAAUCUAAUGAAAAUCAGCCAACUGAGGCAGCAACGGGGGAUCAAAAUGAAAUCGGGGAUGACAACAAGUCAGCCGAGCCUAACGAGCAGGAGUACUAGCUAGUAGACGGAACGAAAGCCCCGUAUGAGUGAAUUUUCGAGCAAGGAAGAGCAGGCUAGUUCCUACUACACUACACAUCUAACUUUCUUCUUAGGGCCUACCAACACAUCCUCUUUUG
Seminavis robusta is the source of this 3295-nucleotide messenger RNA. The record is from the annotation of a GenBank genome assembly. NCBI's taxonomy places the organism in Eukaryota, Bacillariophyta, Bacillariophyceae, Naviculales, Naviculaceae.